Molecule: messenger RNA, 3553 nt
Organism: Physcomitrium patens
Lineage: Eukaryota; Viridiplantae; Streptophyta; Bryopsida; Funariales; Funariaceae
Product: BTB/POZ domain-containing protein At1g50280
Source: RefSeq, a predicted model, not a curated record
UUCUCCCGCUUAUGUUGCCCCUCUCUAAAGCCCAUUUGCUCCAACUCGCUGUCGACGGUAGGCGUGUCGUAUCUGAUGUAGUAGUGUGGCUUUGAUGGGAUAGCAUGCAAUACUCCCCGUCUUCCUCUUCUGUCCUCAGUUCCCUCCUGUCACCUUAGGACCAACUCGGUGGACUUGUUGUGUGCUGUUUGGAUAGUUGACGCAUGUGUUUCGGCAGUAGUUCCGGGCACGCAAUGCCGCUGAGAAUUGGCACUGAGCUCAGGGUUGUGUGGUUCUGUGCUCUAUGAGUUUAGAUUCGCUCGUGGUACGCUUAGUGUGCGUUUAUUUUUCUGUUAGCACGAUCUAGCUAUAUUCUUGCAUCGUGAAAUAGUUGCGCAGCUAAGGCGAGGUAGACAGUUGUUGCCGAUAGCGCGUGUCUCGACAUUGCGGGGCGUUUUCUUGCUCUCUUACGAAUUGGGAGUUGAGGAUUUUUUUCGCCUCUGGGUGAAAGACAUUUGUGGAAUAAGCGCUUGGCAAGGGUGUGCCAACGUCAACCUUCUUUCCUACCCUAAGUUUGUUCGGUGCAGAAUGUGAUUCCCAGCCACGGGAGUCGAAAUUCUGGAGUCAUUGACGAAUUUUCGUAUUUAGAAAUGUGUGGCCGCAGCUGCCUUGUGUUUCUUUUUCGAGUAAAAACGAUCACCGAUGUUGACUUGGCUGGUACUUGGAGCCCACUUUUGUUGCAAUCCAAUUUGCACAGUGUGGAACGCAAGACACUUCGGUUUGAAUUAGGCUCCAGCACUCUGCACUAGCUCUCUUGUACUCGUCUUCUAGACGCUCACUUCUGUGUAGAAAACGAGUGCCAACUCCGACGGAGUUAAUAGAGCCUGAAGGUUGAAGAUCUUCCAUUGAAGGUCGCAUAAUGUGCGUGUUUCAACUGGAAGGAGGCUUCGUUUCUCUUUUUUGGAUCAAGCAGUGAAGUCCAGGAGGCUUAACUGAUGGCACCUUCAGUAAGGGAUCCUAGCUUCUACCUGAGCAUGGCUAGUUUCGACUUUGAUAUGGAUCCUCUGCAGAGCUUCACUUUUGAUACCAUUUCUUCAGAUGAUAUCGAUACCUAUGAGUCCGUACUAGAGCCACGAGUGGUGCUUCUCAUGUCCGAUAUGGUUUCAUCAACAUACUUAGAGGUGAAGAUCAACGCGGAGAGAACGUUUGUGCUUCACGGAGCUCCGCUUGUUGGGCACUGCGAGCUUCUGAGGCAACUUGUUGAGGAAGCGCUCGAAGUUGAUGCGUGUCCGCUGUCGCCGCCAAGACCCACUCGCAAGUUUCUUUCAUUUCAAAUUGAAGACUUGCCUGGUGGGCCCGAAGCGUUCGAAUUGGUUGCAAGGUUCUGUCACCGAAGAACAUGCAUAAAUGUCACCUCUGCAAAUGUAGCCAUGCUGCGCUGUGCUGCCGAGUUCUUGGGCAUGACGGAGACUAUGACGAGUGAGAAUUUGAUACGUAUAACAGAAGAGUAUCUGAGAGCGGUAGUGCUCGGGAGCUGGGAGGAAUCCCUUGCAGUUAUUAGGACGUGCGACGAAUUCAAUCAAUCCGCUGAGAAGACUCAGCUUAUCCAGCGAUGUGCGAGUGCUCUGGCCGAUAAGACCUCGCCAACGGCUACUUUCGCCGUAGACCUCGCCAGCAGUCCUCUACAUCCAACCACUGAUGCGUACUUGGCUUCCUAUUUUGUGUCGACUCCUAGCGGCAACAGUUCUCACAGGUCUUCCAAGGCUGUUAGCGAAACUUGGUGGUUUGAUGAUCUUUCGACUCUCUCCGUUCACCUCGUGGAGCCAAUCGUGCGCUAUAUGAUCAUUCACAAGCCAGCAGAUAGUCGAGUGAUAGCCAAAUUUCUGCUGCAUUACCUGCGCUCUGCAUUGCCAGUGCAUGGUUACAGCGCCACGUCUCUGUCCCCCAUGAAGCUUCACGGCGAUGGUGAUGAAGACACUUCGUUCAAUCAUGGUGAAAGAAUCCAACGCGAAGUAGUCGAAGUUGUCGUGAAUCUGCUGGCUAAUCUCGAAAGGAAAUCGGUCUCUUGUAGGUCAUUGCUUGGGCUCCGGAGAAUUGCCGUCGCUGUUAGAGCAGGGAAACAUUGCAGGAGGGACCUAGAGCGCAUGAUCGGAAGGCAGUUGGAGAAGGCAACUCUGGACAACAUUUUGAUUCCAGCCCUUCCUCCACGUAGCUCCUCGUUGUACGACGUUGAUCUUGUUCUGCGUCUGGUCGAGUUCUUCCUCAAAGAGAAGGCUGACGCACUGUUUCUCACCUCGAAUUGCAAAGGAUCUGAGAGCUGUGAAUCCUUGUAUUCAUCGAGAUUAGACAACAGGUUCUCUUUACUAUCACGAACUAACAGCAGGGUAUCAGCCCCGGUAACCGCCUUGAGUUCUGAGAUCAGCACACCGCUGCAAACGUCGUUGCUGAAAGUCGGACAACUUAUGGACAAGUACUUAGCUGAAAUCGCAGCCGACGCUUACUUGAAGCCGUCAAAAUUUCUUGCGCUUGCUGAAUCACUUCCAGACUACGCGCGCCAGUCGGAUGAUGGACUGUACAGAGCAGUUGACAUAUUUCUCGAGGCACAUCCGUUUGUGAGUGAGACGGAUGCUACACGGCUCUUCAAGGUGUUGAACUACCAUAAAUUGGGCCCCGAGACGUGCAAGGCCGCAGCCCAAAAUCCAAGGUUUCCCCCAAGCUUUGCGAUUCAGGUAGCGCUUGUCCAGCGAAAUCAGCUCAAGACAACCAGCGAAGGCUCAUUCCGCAGCGACAGAUCCUAUUCCCCGUUCAAGAACAAUUCACCAAGAGUCGGCCAACAAACAGUGGUGCACCUUCAGUGCUCUUCAUUUGAGUUCACCCUUCGGCAGGAGAAGAAGAUCAAUGUCAAGAAGGCGCAAGCGUCAAGGCUUGAGAUUCAAAGCUCUUGCAAACGCUCACGAGUGGAGAUGCCUGGCGGCUUCCACCGACUGAUGCAGCUGUUCAACUCCAAGUCAAGGCAGCAUUAGCUUCACACACCGCACAAAUUUCUUUUUGCCUCCUAGGAGUGCAACUCUGUAAACAAUAGUCCCGCCUCUUGUAUAUAUUGAAAGAGCAUGGUCAUGUAACUUAGUCUUAGGCUUGGCAGGUCAUUGAUAUUUUGACGUGAUCCGCCGGCACCCACAAUAUGGCUCACGCCGAGGUGACUGUUUAAGCCUCUUGUGGAAGCCCAUUCUAUGAUACUAGUCCCGGAGAGAUGCCUGAUUUCUUGCCUCUGUUGGGAAUGCCUCCUUUCACCGCACCGAUUCUUCAAACGCUUGGUAAGUAUUCCGUGUUCAGUGACGGAGGUUGCAGACGGAACCCUCGUGCAACACGAAGUGGCUUUUGUAAAUUAUUUAAGACAAGAAUUAGUGGUGAAGAAAACGAAUGCUUCGUAGUUUUAAGCUACUUGCAAUGUUACAUAGUAGAUGCAUUAGUAGAUUACACAAAGUUUUAUCAUGUACUAUUAAUUUUUGAAACUAAAGCAUAGUGUGCCAUCUCCUUAUUCUCCUGGUCGGAGAGGUUGGUUUUGCCCUCACAA